Molecule: messenger RNA, 1494 nt
Organism: Anthonomus grandis grandis
Lineage: Eukaryota; Metazoa; Arthropoda; Insecta; Coleoptera; Curculionidae
Gene: Fdh
Product: alcohol dehydrogenase class-3
Exons: 7
Coding region: 150-1289 (379 amino acids)
Biological process (GO): formaldehyde catabolic process
Cellular component (GO): cytosol
Molecular function (GO): S-(hydroxymethyl)glutathione dehydrogenase [NAD(P)+] activity; zinc ion binding
Source: RefSeq, a predicted model, not a curated record
ACAACAGAAAUAAGCCUGGCGAAACCCUGAAAAUUAAAUAUUUAAUAAUUUAACCUUGAAUUGAAUUAUCUGAAAAAAAUAAAUUGUGGAUAAUUAAAACUUUCCGGCCAUUCCUUUUCGAAUCAGCUCAGCAGUAAAGUGUAAGAAGAAUGUCGACCGUCGGCCAAGUGAUCAAAUGUAAAGCUGCAGUAGCCUGGGGUCCAAAAGAGGACCUAAAGUUCGAGACUAUCGAAGUAGCUCCCCCAAGAGCCCACGAAGUGAGAAUUAAAAUUUUGUACACUGCCGUAUGCCAUACAGAUGCUUACACUUUAAGUGGGGCUGAUCCAGAAGGAAUUUUCCCAGUGGUCUUGGGACAUGAGGGGGCUGGAAUUGUUGAGAGUGUUGGAGAGGGAGUCACCAGUGUUCAACCAGGUGACCAUGUAAUCCCCCUCUACGUUCCUCAAUGCAAAGAAUGCAAAUUCUGCAAAUCUCCAAAAACCAAUUUGUGUCAAAAAAUCAGAGUAACCCAAGGGAAGGGAGUUAUGCCUGAUGGUACCUCCAGGUUCACCUGCAAUGGCAAAACGGUCUACCACUUCAUGGGCACUUCUACCUUUAGCGAAUAUACUGUUGUCGCUGAUAUAUCUGUUUGUAAGGUAAAUCCUCAAGCACCUUUAGACAAGGUAUGCCUUCUGGGUUGUGGCGUUCCAACAGGUUACGGGGCGGCCCUUAAUACCGCCAAGGUGGAAAAAGGAAGCACCUGCGCCGUCUGGGGACUCGGGGCUGUCGGAUUUGCUGUUGGUCUCGGCUGUCAACUAGCUGGAGCAUCUAGAAUUAUCGGAGUCGAUAUUAACCCCGCUAAGUUUGAAACAGCUAAAAAAUUCGGUUUUACCGAGUUUAUCAACCCAAAAGACUACGAAAAGCCGACCCAAGAUGUUCUGGUAGAGCUAACAGACGGCGGUCUCGAUUUCACCUUUGAAUGUGUAGGAAACGUGCACACCAUGAGACAAGCACUGGAGGCGUGCCAUAAGGGAUGGGGUGUAUCCACCAUCGUGGGCGUGGCUGGUGCAGGACAAGAAAUUAGUACCAGGCCCUUCCAGCUGGUGACUGGCAGAGUGUGGAAGGGAACUGCAUUUGGAGGAUGGAAAAGUAUUGACAGUGUACCAAAACUAGUUGAGGAUUAUUUGUCUAAAAAAGUGAAACUAGAUGAGUUUAUCUCUCAUACUUUGCCAUGGGAUAAAAUUAAUGAGGCCUUCCAUCUUAUGCACACUGGAGAGAGUAUCCGUACAGUACUGACUAUUAACACUCAGUAAUGGGACCAAAAGUUAAGCGAAGUUGUCCAAAGAUUAACAACAAUAAAGAAGUUAACUAAAAAAAGGUGCUGUAUUAAAAAAAAUACAUAAAAUCUAGAAUACUGUAAGCUCAACCAAAAAAAAAUAUGGUUUAGACAUCAUUUUAGUAAAAACUAAUAUAUUAUUGUUCUGUUUUUUUUUAAAAUACACAUCUUAUGCAUUGAAA